AUGGCAGAGUUGUGGGCCUUAAGGGAUGGUCUUCUAUUAGCUAAGGAGAUGGAGUUAAGCAACCUCAUCAUUGAGUUAGAUGCUUUAAGUAUUGUUCUACUCAUGAAUAACAAUACCGACAAUUUGUUAAUGGAGCCGUUGCUUACUGAUUGCAGGAACCUGGUGAAAGAGAUUCCCAACAAGCAGAUAAUCCACAGCUAUAGGGAAGCUAACCAAUGUGCUGAUGCGUUGGCCAAGCUUGGAGCUAAUAGCCUAGACUCUUUUGUAAUUUUUUUGUACCCGCCGCCUGUGGUGGAUAUUUUGUUAGCGGCUGAUAAAGCUUGCAUUCGUUGUAACAGAUUUAUAAAUUCCUAA
This is a messenger RNA of Quercus lobata, 354 nucleotides long. RefSeq lists its product as uncharacterized. Bases 1 to 354 code for a protein of 117 amino acids. Lineage: Eukaryota; Viridiplantae; Streptophyta; Magnoliopsida; Fagales; Fagaceae. The record is from RefSeq and is a predicted model, not a curated record. Gene Ontology annotation, molecular function: nucleic acid binding; RNA-DNA hybrid ribonuclease activity. The transcript has a single exon.